Leptonychotes weddellii (Weddell seal) is the source of this 3348-nucleotide messenger RNA. RefSeq names its product SLIT and NTRK like family member 4 (gene SLITRK4). Gene Ontology annotation, cellular component: glutamatergic synapse. Gene Ontology annotation, molecular function: protein binding. NCBI's taxonomy places the organism in Eukaryota, Metazoa, Chordata, Mammalia, Carnivora, Phocidae. The record is from RefSeq and is a predicted model, not a curated record. Gene Ontology annotation, biological process: axonogenesis; positive regulation of synapse assembly.
CGGGAGGGAGGCUGCGUGUGCGCGGGGUGUGGGGGGGGGCGGGGGCGGGGAUUCGACGCGUGUAUGUAAAGGUGCAGCCCGUGUGCGAGGGGCUGGGUGCGCGCGCGGUGUCUGGCCGGGUGCGCGCGUGCGCGCCGCUGCCCGCCCGCUUGCCUGCGAGGGCUGCUUGGUGGGUUUGACGGGCGAGCCGGCGCGGAGCAGCUCGACCCCGGAUCACGUAGAGACCAUCGUGGAAACUGCAGAGCGGAUCACAGCGCGGCGGGCCCUGCGAGAGCUGCUGGGCUCCGGAGAUUAUUUCUCUUUAUUCAGAAGCAUAAAGUUGUUUGCUGAUUGCAAGAAGAUGUUUCUUUGGCUCUUUCUGAUUUUGUCAGCCCCGAUUUCCUUCGCAAAUGCAGAUUCUGACAUAUCGGUGGAAAUUUGCAACGUGUGCUCCUGCGUGUCAGUCGAGAAUGUGCUCUAUGUCAACUGCGAGAAAGUUUCGGUCUACAGACCAACUCAGCUGAAGCCACCGUGGUCGAAUUUUUAUCACCUCAAUUUCCAAAACAAUUUUUUAAAUAUCCUCUAUCCAAAUACAUUCUUGAAUUUUUCACACGCAGUAUCCCUGCAGCUGGGAAAUAAUAAGCUGCAGAACAUUGAGGGAGGAGCCUUUCUUGGGCUCAGUGCAUUAAAGCAGUUGCACUUGAACAACAAUGAAUUAAAGAUUCUCCGAGCUGACACUUUCCUUGGCAUCGAGAACUUGGAGUAUCUCCAGGCUGACUACAAUUUAAUCAAGUAUAUUGAACGAGGAGCCUUCAAUAAGCUCCACAAACUGAAAGUUCUCAUUCUUAAUGACAAUCUGAUUUCAUUCCUUCCUGAUAAUAUUUUCCGAUUCGCAUCUUUGACCCAUCUGGAUAUACGAGGGAACAGAAUCCAGAAGCUCCCCUAUAUCGGAGUUCUGGAACACAUAGGCCGUGUUGUUGAACUGCAACUGGAAGACAACCCUUGGAACUGUAGCUGUGAUUUGUUGCCUUUAAAAGCUUGGCUGGAGAAUAUGCCAUAUAACAUUUACAUAGGAGAGGCUAUCUGCGAAACUCCCAGUGACUUAUACGGAAGGCUUUUAAAAGAGACCAACAAACAAGAAUUGUGCCCCAUGGGCACGGGCAGUGAUUUUGAUGUACGAAUCCUGCCUCCGUCUCAGCUGGAGAAUGGCUUCACCACUCCCAAUGGUCACACGACCCAAACAUCCUUACACAGAUUAGUGACCAAACCACCGAAAACCACAAAUCCUUCCAAGAUCUCUGGAAUCGUGGCAGGCAAAUCCCUCUCCAAUCGCAAUCUCAGUCAGAUUGUGUCUUACCAAACAAGGGUGCCUCCCCUGACACCUUGCCCGGCCCCUUGCUUUUGCAAAACACAUCCUUCAGAUUUGGGACUGAGUGUCAACUGCCAAGAGAAAAAUAUACAGUCCAUGUCUGAACUGGUACCAAAACCUUUAAAUGCCAAGAAGCUGCAUGUCAAUGGCAAUAGCAUCAAAGACGUGGACAUCGCAGACUUUGCCGAGUUUGAAGGACUGGAUUUGCUCCAUUUAGGCAGCAAUCAGAUUACAGUGAUCAAGGGAGAUGUAUUCCACAAUCUCACUAAUUUACGCAGGCUCUAUCUCAAUGGCAAUCAGAUUGAAAGACUCUAUCCUGAGAUAUUCUCAGGCCUUCAUAACCUGCAGUAUCUGUAUUUGGAAUACAAUUUGAUUAAGGAGAUCUUAGCAGGCACCUUUGACUCGAUGCCAAAUUUACAGUUACUGUAUUUAAACAAUAAUCUCUUAAAGAGCUUGCCUGUUUACAUUUUUUCGGGAGCACCCCUCGCUAGACUGAACCUGAGGAACAACAAGUUCAUGUACUUACCUGUCAGCGGUGUCCUCGAUCAGCUGCAGUCUCUUACACAGAUUGACCUGGAGGGCAACCCUUGGGACUGCACUUGUGACUUGGUGGCGUUAAAGCUGUGGCUGGAGAAGUUGAAUGACGGGAUUGUCGUGAAAGAGCUGAAAUGUGAGACACCUGUUCAGUUUGCCAACAUCGAACUGAAGUCCCUCAAAAAUGAAAUCUUAUGUCCCAAACUCUUAAACAAGCCAUCUGCGCCAUUCACGAGCCCUGCACCUGCCAUCACAUUCACCACCCCGCUGGGUCCCAUUCGAAGUCCUCCCGGUGGCCCGGUGCCUCUGUCUAUUUUAAUCCUCAGUAUCUUAGUGGUCCUCAUCUUAACUGUGUUCGUUGCUUUCUGUCUUCUUGUUUUUGUGCUGCGGCGAAACAAGAAGCCCACGGUCAAGCACGAGGGCCUGGGGAAUCCUGAGUGUGGCUCCAUGCAGCUGCAGCUGAGGAAGCAUGACCACAGGACCAAUAAAAAAGACGGACUGAGCACAGAAGCUUUCAUUCCACAAACCAUAGAGCAGAUGAGCAAGAGCCACACCUGCGGUUUGAAAGAGUCAGAAACCGGCUUCAUGUUUUCAGAUCCUCCAGGACAGAAAGUCCUUAUGAGAAAUGUUGCCGACAAGGAGAAAGAUUUAUUACACGUGGAUAGCAGGAAGAGACUGAGCACAAUUGAUGAGCUGGAUGAAUUAUUCCCGAGCAGGGAUUCCAAUGUGUUUAUUCAGAAUUUUCUGGAAAGCAAAAAGGAGUACAAUAGCAUAGGUGUCAGUGGCUUUGAGAUCCGCUAUCCAGAAAAACAACAAGACAAAAAAACCAAGAAGUCACUGAUAGGCGGCAACCACAGUAAAAUUGUCGUGGAGCAGCGCAAGAACAGCGAGUAUUUUGAACUGAAGGCAAAACUCCAGAGUUCCCCUGACUACCUACAGGUCCUUGAGGAGCAGACAGCUUUGAACAAGAUCUAGGUCAUGCAAUCUCACUUCAUACAGAGGACAUUUAUUUAAUGAUGAAAGUGCCUUUUGUUGACUUCUAACUUCCAAAUACUAUAUUAUCAAUAGGCAUAGAGGCAGGUGUUUCCGAGGCUGUCUCAUUAACUGUAGCUGCAAAGAUGUGUCCAGUAGAUGAGAAUUUCCUUAAUAGAUUUUACUACAUAAAACCUAUACUGGGGAGUCCUGUGGGGAUACUGCAAACUCUAUUGCCAAAGGGAUGCUUUAUAUACAUGAUACACUGAAUUUAACCUCAAGAGGCAAAUCUGUUUUGUACCCCAAUGCAAAACCUUCGUCUCUUUGUGCUUUGUAAAGCAAACUCAAGAAAACUGGUACCAGUGUUUGUACCUCAGCUGGGUCCUUCAUCUUGCACGUAGAUUAAGUCGGUGGAACUGGAAUAAAUCCUUUUGAUUUGUGGCAUUGUAACAACUCUGUGUAAAGAUUAUCUGAAAAGUUAAAAAAAAAAAAAA